Molecule: messenger RNA, 447 nt
Organism: Suillus discolor
Lineage: Eukaryota; Fungi; Basidiomycota; Agaricomycetes; Boletales; Suillaceae
Exons: 1
Coding region: 1-447 (148 amino acids)
Source: RefSeq, a predicted model, not a curated record
AUGGGCGGUGGCCCAUUCACUUCCUUCCGUGCUGACCAUUCACGUCGGGUUCCGUCUACGGGUGGCUAUGAUAGUGACUGUAUCUACCGUCAUCGCAUCAUUAUAUUUUCCGUUGGAGGUUUCAGUGGGACAGUGUUUGGAGGUCUGCACUGUCUGGGCUGGAAUGCUUUGUUUCAGGGGCACACAGAGCAAAUAAUAUGGCGUACGGCUUCCCUUGCGAUAGUAUUCGUACCAAUAUCUUUUGUCUUAUUGUCUGUCUAUAUCCUUUGGCUGCAUGAUGUGGACGCUUCUGACGGUAUUAUCGCAAAUUUAGCUUUACUCACUAGCCUUUUCGUAUAUAUUGUUGCACGCGUUACACUGAUUGUACUUAUAUUGAUGAGCUUUCGAUCGUUACCUCCUGGCGUAUACGAUACAGUAGCUUGGACCAAGUUUAUUCCACACUUGUAG